Molecule: messenger RNA, 1258 nt
Organism: Bactrocera dorsalis (oriental fruit fly)
Lineage: Eukaryota; Metazoa; Arthropoda; Insecta; Diptera; Tephritidae
Product: odorant receptor 59a-like
Exons: 2
Coding region: 25-1170 (381 amino acids)
Biological process (GO): detection of chemical stimulus involved in sensory perception of smell; sensory perception of smell
Cellular component (GO): plasma membrane
Molecular function (GO): olfactory receptor activity; odorant binding
Source: RefSeq, a predicted model, not a curated record
AAUGCGGCACUAAAAUCUCGCAGAAUGGCCUUCGAAGACGUUAAGGAAAUAUUUCGCACGCAUUGGACAAUCUGGAAAUGGAUGGGUCAGGUGACCCACCCGAAAUAUACAAAAUUGUACAAGGCCUAUUCGAUACUAGUGAACGUCGUUUUCUCACUCGGUUAUCCAGUGCAUCUGGUGAUUGGCCUGUCGCAAGAGAAGACCAUACAAGGAUCUCUACUGAAUCUCACCAUCUCCUUGCCAUCCGUUAUUUGUGUGCUGAAGUUUUACAAUACUUGGCGAAACUUUGACAAAGUGCGUCAUCUGGAGCAAAUGUACAAUACACUUUACGCACGCUUAGAUCAUCCCGAAGAUUUGGCUUAUUACCGCAAAGUCACCGCCCCCAACGCAAUCAGAGUUGUGAGCGCGUUCAAGGUAAUUUGUGUGGGCAUGGCAGUCACGGCGGAGUUGACGCAGCUAUAUGUGGGCUUCGUUUACGGGUGGCGCCUAAUGUAUCCGGGAUAUUUUCCAUUCGAUCCGCACGGCAGUACCGCCGGCUAUGUGACGGCACAUAUAUUUCAGUUUAUUGGCCUCCUGACGCAAAUAAGUCAAAAUCUGAUGAGCGACACUUACGGUGCCGUGUGCCUAGCUUUGUUGGCGGGCCACACUCAUUUGCUUGGCCAGCGCUUGGCACGCAUCGGCUAUGACAAGGAUAAAACGCGAGAGCAGCAUAACCAGGAUUUCGUGGACUUCAUUGUGGAUCAUAAUAUGCUAUUGAACUGUCAACGCACGCUGGUCGACAUAAUCGGCAUGGGCUUGUUUGCUCUGAUAAUCUCCACCAGUCUACUUUUGGCCAUUGUGAUAAUCUACCCGAUGUUCUUUGUUGACAAUGCUCUGGAGUACGCCUAUUACGUUUUUUUUAUGUUCGGCGCGCUAAUGGAGGUGUUCCCCACCUGUUACUAUGCCACUCACUUCGAGUAUGAGUUCGAAGGCUUGACCUAUAAGAUCUUCUCCUGCAACUGGGUGGACCAGAAUCGAUCGUUCAAGAAGAAUUUGAUUGUGUGCUUGGAGCAGUCGUUGAAGGCGCGUUAUGUCUUCGUCGGCGGCAUGUUUCGCAUUAAUAUGCAAAUAUUUAUCGCCAUUUGCAAGGGCGCUUACUCCGUCUUUACGCUCGCUUUGAAUUAUAAAUAAUUGUGCAACGCAAUCGAAAUUGCGAAAAUGGAAAAAAGUAGAAAGUAGAAUGUAGAAAUCAGAAAUUAUAUCAGAAUUAUAGAUAUUA